AGUUCCAUACCCCGUAGAGCAGGUAGUAGAGCACCAUGACCACGCCCAGCUCACAAUCCCUUCCCCAGAUGCUGCUGCUGCCAGCAAUCCUACUGGUCAUCUUUGCGGCCGUGGCUGAACAGCAGCAGCAUCCGGUGCCACGUCCUGGUUGCCGCGAUAAGUGCGGCGACAUCACCAUCCCCUUCCCGUUCGGCAUCGGCAACGGCUGCUACCGCGAUGGCUUCGAGGUCAUUUGCAACGACUCCUUCAUUCCUCCUCGUGCUUUUCUUGCUGACAACAGAACAAUCAAUCUAGAGAGAUCCUUCUACGACGACCGGGGCUACUAUCAGUCGUCGCCGCCGCUGGAGCUCUUGAGCAUAUCAGUCGCCACGAGCAAGGUACGAGCAUACGCUGCAGUAUCGUACCGCUGCAGCCUAAAUAUGACCGGCCGGACCGUGUCCAAGGGAGGUGAGGGGAAAACCUUCUUCAUGUCCCAGCAUAUAAAUUUCGGCAACUCGGCGUUUGCUGUCUCAGCAGCGCGCAAUGUUCUCAUAGGCGUCGGCCAGAUAGUGGAGCCUGUACUGGUAUAUGGUAACGGCGGUUCGGUGCCUAACUUGUAUUGCCGCACAAUAUCAGAGAGACGGUACAUGCAGAGGUACAACCCGGUCAAGAAUGGGUCAUGCGAGGGGCGGGGCUGCUGUGAGACCACCCUUCUGCAUCCCGGCAAGAGUUUGACCGUGUCUGUCACUGAGGAGGACGACGAGUGGUGGGAGCUUUAUCCCUGCUCCUACGCCAUGCUCGUGGAGAAGUCAUGGUACAGCUUCUUUACACCGGACAUGUCCGGUAACAAGACGCUGCACCAAAGGUUCCUCCGUGGCGUCCCCCUCGUGCUGGAUUUCGCUGCCGGAAAUGUUUCGUGUCCGGCGGAAGGACAGCCGCCGCCUCCAGACUACGCUUGCAUCAGCCAAAACAGCUCUUGUGCCGACGCAACAGUUACUCCUGGCUAUGUCUGCCGGUGCUCCGGCAAUUACACCGGCAACCCUCACAUCGCUCACGGUUGCCAAGACAUUGAUGAGUGCAAGCUCCCUGAAAAUCCCUGCUCAAAUGGCGGGAUCUGCAAAAAUAGGCCGGGAGGCUAUGACUGUCCAUGCAAAUUUGGAAUGAAAGCGGAUGGCCAAGGGGGGACCUGCACGCAUGUAUUCCCUCCAGCAGCAAUGGCGACUGUCGGCGGAAUAGGUGGUAUUCUUCUCAUGGCAAUUAUAACGUUUCUGAUUAUUCUUCACAAAGAGAAAAAGAAGACGAAAGAAUUCUACAAAAAGAAUGGUGGCCCUAUAUUGGAACAGGCAAAUACCAUUAAACUUUUCACAAAAGGGGAGCUCAAGCCAAUUUUAAAGAAUAGCAACUUAAUUGGAAAAGGUUGCUUCGGUGAAGUUUACAAAGGCCUUCUUGACAACGAACAAGUUGCAAUAAAGAAACCGAUCAAUGGUAGCGUGCAAGAGAAUGACCAAUUCGCAAAUGAAGUCAUCAUCCAAUCUCAAGUCAUCCACAAGAACAUUGUUAGGCUCAUUGGCUGUUGCCUUGAAGUUGACGCCCCCAUGCUGGUCUAUGAGUUCAUCUCACAAGGUAGCCUCCAUGACAUUCUUCACGACAACAGUAAAAAGGUGGCCCUCAACUUGGAUGCACGUUUAAGUAUUGCUGCACAAUCAGCCGAUGGUCUAGCUUAUAUGCACUCACAAGCAAACACUAGAAUUCUACACGGAGAUGUCAAACCAGCAAAUAUACUCUUGGAUGAUAACUUUGCACCCAAAAUUUCAGACUUUGGCAUAUCUAGGUUGCUUGCGAAAGACAAGGAACACACCGGAUCAGUCAUUGGCGACAUGAAUUAUAUGGAUCCUGUAUAUCUACAAGAAGGACUACUCACUGAAAAAAGUGACGUCUAUAGUUUUGGAGUUGUGAUCUUGGAGCUUAUUAGCAGCAGAAGGGCCAUACAUUCCGAGACUAAUGGUGUGGUAAAGAGCUUUCUUGAAGCCCAUAAGAAACAGAAGAAAGCGACCGAGUUUUUUGACAAGGAAAUUGCAAUACCAGAAGAUUUAGAGCUUCUUGAUAGUCUAGCAAGUAUGGCCGUGGAAUGCCUUAGCCUUGAUGUAGAUCAAAGACCCACGAUGAUGGAGGUAGCUGAGCAGCUGCACAAACUGAGUCGGUCUCGUAAGGUGCAAGAUGUUUGUCACUAAGCUCCAUUUGAGAAAACCCUCAUUUUGGUUCCGUGAAAACAUUUGUAACUGUGCUUGUAUGGUGGCCGAAUGCUCGCAGGCUGCAUUUGUAAUUGUGUUUCUAAGGUGUUGUAACUAUGUGUGAAAGCACUACAUUUUUACCAAAUAUGUAACCGUGUGAAACUAUUGGCUCCAAACAACAUUUUAUUUCUAAAUAGAGUGCAAGAAACAGAUCCAAACAUUGCACACGGGUCUUCUAUACAAACUUGUG
Molecule: messenger RNA, 2460 nt
Organism: Triticum aestivum (bread wheat)
Lineage: Eukaryota; Viridiplantae; Streptophyta; Magnoliopsida; Poales; Poaceae
Product: wall-associated receptor kinase 1
Exons: 3
Coding region: 36-2210 (724 amino acids)
Biological process (GO): cell surface receptor signaling pathway; protein phosphorylation
Cellular component (GO): plasma membrane
Molecular function (GO): protein serine/threonine kinase activity; polysaccharide binding; calcium ion binding
Source: RefSeq, a predicted model, not a curated record